UAUCAAAAUGGCGGGUGUCAAGGAGUCAAAUCGGUUAUUUUGCAAAAGUGAAAGAAUGUAAAAUGAAAUUUCGUGUUCGUUACGGAAAACGGCGGUUUGUUGUCGACGUCGACCACAAAAAUGGUACUGUUGAAAGUCUGAAACAGGCUAUUUGCGAUGAAACGUCUCUGAGGGAUACUUCGUUAAUAAAAGUCUCUUUGAAUGGUUCAGAUAUUAUAGAUGAAAAUGACAAAAGCUUAGCUCUGCUUGGUUUAGUGAAUGGAGAUCUAGUGUAUGCUUUUUCAUCAAUACCAGAUGAGACUGGCAGUGAGAGAGAUACCAUGAUAUCCCAGCUGAUUAACAUGGGAUUUGAUAAGGCAUUAGCUGAACAUGCUCUUGUACAAGUGAACUUUACAAGUAUUGAGGCUGCAAUUGAAAUCAUUACAAAUAAUGAAGCAAGCACGCCACCAUCUUAUGGCAGGGCAGUCAACCUCAUUUCAAAUGAAAGUUGUCACCAACCAUCAACCUCUGCAGCAAGUUCUGUCUUGGAAGAGGCCCGCCACAUUCCAGACAAUGUGUGUGACCCUGUGUUCUGCAGAGAUGGGGUUUCUGCAACACUUGAAAAGUUGUACAGCACAGCUAAUGUCAAAACUCAUCAUCAUGCAGUGUUUGUGCUUAUCCAUGCUUUGAUGCUUGAGUCUGGGUUUUGUUUGAAGCACAAUAUUGAAAAGCUGCAAACUACAGAAAUGUUACCAGUUGGGUGGAAUAGUAAUAAUAUUGUAAGAUUGUCAUAUGUCAACAAGUUAAGUUCCUCAAUCAGCUGUCAGCUUGUGAUUACAUCUCUUGGACCAUUUAUCUAUGCCCAUGUUUGGUCAGCGGAAAUACAAUCCAAUGCCUACAAAGUGAAGUUGAUUGUUUCACAAUACAUCAGAGGUGACAUACAAUUAACACAAGGUGCAAAGUAUAUUUAUAAAAACUUACAUAAAGUUUCAAGACUAGUCAAGAAUAAGAUGGUCCAUCCAAUUUUGGCUAACAUUCAUUCAUAUCUUGGUUUGACAUCACCACUCUCACUGACAGGUCUUCCACCUGAAAUACAGCUGAUGAUAUUGAGUCAGUUGACUGCUGCAGAUCUUUUGACACUAUCUGUGUCAUGCAAAACUCUCAAAAUUGUCUGUAAUGAUGAAAAACUCUGGCAAUUUUUUUGCCAAAGGGAUUUUGGUGUAGAAAAGAAUACAGUGGAAAGUUGGAAGAAGCAAUACAAAAUGCUAUACCAACGACGGAAACAGCAACUUAAAAGAAACCAAAUGGGAGCAUCGUCUUCUUCCUUUCCUGAAAUCUCUCCAGUUGUACCUGGAUUUAAUCCAUUCUUGCCUCGGAUUCCUCAUAUUUUAGGUGGUCCUCAUGAUUUAUAUCCUCAUUUUCUCACUGGUCAGCCAAGGGAUGAAUCAUCGCUGCGAAUUAUCCAUCCAGAUGAUAGAUCGCGGUCAGAUUUAAGAUUGAGAACUGAUACUAGAGCAACGAGGGGAACAUUUUUUGCAUGAAAAACAGUUUGUGCAUGUAGACUGUAGUAUUUCAUGUUUCACGUGUACAAUAUAUGUUGUCCUGGCAAAGAGAAAUCAGAAAGUAUGAUAUAUAGCAGCGAAGCAGCGUUUUCUGACAACUUCGCAUCAAAUGUGGUAUAACCAAAGCCAUUUUUCGGCAAUGACAAUUUAUCUUAUUCAUCUUUAAGCUGUUCGACUAUUGAACACUAAAGCGUUGCAUAAUACAUCCUAACUCUUCUGACGAGGGCCCAUCAAAACGUCGAGAACUGCCGAUUUUUUUUCUUUUUUAAGCAGUCGUUUGUUUACACCACACUUGAUGCGAUGAAAGCGACGUUGAAUACUUUAUUUCACUUUAAAAAUAGAAGGGAACCGGUAAACGAUGUUUUAUAUCACUAAAUCAUGGUUUUCUUGUCUUUAUUCUCGGUAAGAGCGUGCUUAAAUUAGUGAAAUUGUACGGUUUGGUGGCGAAAUGUUGUAAAAUGCAGAAAUUGCUUAAUACAGUUACACUUACAGCUAUUUUGAACUAGCUUUGAAGUACCUGUGAUUUAGUGGGUAAAUGUUUCCAAAACACUUUUGUAACAGGUGUUGCGGAUUUUAUUUGCCGUAGCAAUUUCUGUUUGUUUUCCAGCAUAUUUCGCAUCAGGAAUUAAAGAGAAGUUGUGUUUUGUAC
This is a messenger RNA of Dendronephthya gigantea, 2190 nucleotides long. Its product is annotated as F-box only protein 7-like. Gene Ontology annotation, molecular function: protein kinase binding. Gene Ontology annotation, biological process: positive regulation of autophagy of mitochondrion; autophagy of mitochondrion. The record is from RefSeq and is a predicted model, not a curated record. Lineage: Eukaryota; Metazoa; Cnidaria; Anthozoa; Malacalcyonacea; Nephtheidae. The transcript has 11 exons. Bases 63 to 1520 code for a protein of 485 amino acids.